AUGGCCCGUGAAUUCACUUUGCAGAAGACCCAAAAGGAGCGGCAGCCUACGAGGGCUGAUGCCUAUACAACGGCGGCUGUGGCCUGGAAUUUGGAAAAGGCUAACCACUCAAUCAGUCACCGCUGGAAUGGUCUGUCCAACAGCUUGGGCUACCAUGCAGGUAGACUGGCCAAACAGAGAAGCAGUGAGAACCCGGGAUUUUGGCUCCUGGCUUGA
Penicillium subrubescens is the source of this 216-nucleotide messenger RNA. RefSeq lists its product as uncharacterized. The coding region runs from base 1 to 216 and encodes 71 amino acids. The transcript has a single exon. The record is from RefSeq and is a predicted model, not a curated record. Lineage: Eukaryota; Fungi; Ascomycota; Eurotiomycetes; Eurotiales; Aspergillaceae.